Messenger RNA from Cylas formicarius (sweet potato weevil), 9348 nucleotides. Its product is annotated as supervillin-like. NCBI's taxonomy places the organism in Eukaryota, Metazoa, Arthropoda, Insecta, Coleoptera, Brentidae. The transcript is spliced from 14 exons. Gene Ontology annotation, molecular function: phosphatidylinositol-4,5-bisphosphate binding; actin filament binding. The record is from RefSeq and is a predicted model, not a curated record. Gene Ontology annotation, cellular component: actin cytoskeleton; cytoplasm. Gene Ontology annotation, biological process: actin polymerization or depolymerization; actin filament severing; barbed-end actin filament capping. The coding region runs from base 295 to 8841 and encodes 2848 amino acids.
GCGCCCGGACCUUCGACGGCGUCGUCGUCGUCGUCGUCGUCGCCUCCGUAGUCCACGAUAGAACGUGGUCGUCGGGCAGUGUUUAUACAUAUUUACGUCACGUCCCAAGUCGGCCGCGGACGUUCGUCUCUUGUUUUUUGUUUCGUGUCGGUUCUUUUGUUUCCAUAGUCGCUCCAUUCGCGUCGCAAUUCGAAGGGCAUCAUCGCCAAGCGUUCCGGGCGUUACACGUUUGGCGGUCGACCGCGACUCUGGUCCUCCCACUCGAACCUCCGCGUCAAGGACCGCGAUGCGGCGAUGAGCGGCGAAGACAUGGCGACCACGGGCUACUGCUACGAUUUCGGCGUCGGCGCCGUCGUCCCCAAAAAGGACAAAAAAUGGUCGCUGGGCAGCCUGUUCAGGCGCGGCAAAAAACGCGACGAGAGCGCGAGCAGCAGCGACGAGGAGCGUCGCGGCGGCGGCUUUUUGGGGCGGCGCCGGCGCAAAUCGGACGGCAAACGGAAGAAGCCGAAGCCGCUCGUCACUUUCGAUCACGUGGUGCAUCCCCGGACCGCGUCCUACAACGGCUACCACAACACUCGGCAGCGCGAUGACCCGGGCAUCUUGUCCGACCCUUCGGGCGGAUUCCGCACCUAUUCGAGGACGACGCCCGCGCGUGGCGCCUCGCCCGGCUCCUCCGCCGACAGUAUAGCGCGCAAGAGCAAAAAAGACUCGACCAAGGCGAGGGCGGCGGCCCGCAGGACCGCCCUCGGCCACGAGAGCAGCUCCGACGAGGCGGACUCGCAACGGUCGACGUCGUCGCUGCGUAUCAGGAGCGACGAGAGCCUCGCGGGGAGCUACAGCAGGAAGUCGCGGGCGGCGCGCACCGAGCGUUACCUCAAAAGGCACUCGCGCGACGGCGAGAACCCCCACCACUACCUGAAACUGUCGAAAUCGGACGCGGACAAGUCGCCCAGCAGGAGCCCGAACCCGCCUCCGUCCGCCGCGAGGGUGAGCAACUCGACCAGCAACCCCUCAUACAAGCCGCCCCUCUCGAUGAACGAGUACAACGGCACGGUGCGGAGGACGGGGGAGGAGGAGGAGGAGAACCGCGUGAUCCACGUGCGGUUCCCUAUCGUUAGGCCGCGGUGCGACCCACCGCCGCAGCCGCCCCCGAGGGACCCGAACCGAAGCGUCGCGGCCGCGAGGCCGACCACGUGUUACUUCGACACGGACCACCCCUCUAAGCCGUUCGGUUACCGUUCCAAUUCGGAAAUGCACCUGCCGAACGAGGCGACGAUCCACGCGGUCCGGCCCGCCUCCGCCACCCCCGAACCGACCAGGCACCGCAACAAGUACCGCUAUCUUACGGACAAAAGUCCGAGAAGUCGCAAACCCAUACUGAUACGGGCGCCCGAAGCGAGGAAAGAGUCGACGCCCACGCAGGACGCGCUCGAUUUCUGGAAACGGAUCGAGGAGGACGUGAACCGGACCUGCGGUCCGCGCAUGUUCACCGGCCAGACGCGCGUCCACUCGCGGGUAAUCCUGCCGGACGCGUCGCGACGCGACCCGAGCCCUUUCGAAUCCGUCGACGAAGCGAACCGCGCGGAACGCAAAUCGUCGAACCUGGAGGACGCGCUCGACGAACUGGAGGCGAUCUACAACAGUCUGAGGCUCGGCGACGAGGAUCUGCUCGAGCGGGCGGAGCAAAAGGAACGGGAGGCGGCGGAGAGGAGGGCGCGGGAGUCGAGACGCGGGGGCGGCGCGACGAGCGACUCCGGUUUCAGUUACGAGCCGUUCGAGCGGGCGCCGCGGCGCCGACGCGACAAAAUGCCCGACACCGAGCACGACGACAUGUACAACCGAAAAUUGGCGGGCAGGAAAAAAUCCGCGACCAUAGGCGACCCGCAGUCGGUCAUCGCCAGCGUCAGCUACCUGCUCGCCUCGCCGGCGCACCAGGGCGUCGACGAAACCGACGCCAUAACGCGCGACGACCUCCUCUAUAGGAACGUUAAAAGGUCGCUGAGCAGCCCGAAGACCGUCGAGCCCCAGCCGCCGUUCGGUAUACCGCUAGGACCCGUGAGCGCCGCCCCCAACAGCGACUACCUCCACGCGACGCCCGUGAACUUAUGUCGGCCGACGCCGCGGCCGAUCCCGGACGUCGUCAAGGACGACCUAGCGUUCAGGAACCUGCGCAAGGAUCCGAACAAAGAACCCGCGCUGCCCAACAAACUCGACCUCAACUACUUGAAGAAGCGCCGCGCGGUGCGCUCCCUGUCCGCCAACAUCGGCACCUUGCUCGGCGUCGAACCGCUGGACAUCGCUAAGAAAGUGCUCGAGGAGAAGAGCACCACCAACGGAGACAUUUUUAAAGAGAGCCGGCUCCGGUUCUUGGACGGCCUGAAGGGCACCGCCCCGACCUCCCCGUCGUUGGACGACCUGCUCGAUUCGCUGGCGAUCGAGACCAAAAUCACCACCGACCGGAUCGCCAAGGAGCUCGAGGAGUUGGAGGAGGGACGUAAACAGAUCGAGGCGGUGGAGGAGACGGUCGAACCGAUGACGUUGGAGCCGGUGGUGGCGGAGACCGCGAAUCUGGUGCAGUCGUGCGUGGUGCCCGACGUCGAGUCGGACCACGACUACGAGAACGUCGAGUCCGAUCGGGAGACGAGCAAAUGUCGCUCGCCGUUCGAGGAACGCAAGGGGGCGCUGGUGGCCACGUUCCAAGAACUGAAGAGGGACUUGGACGAGAUCAGAGUGCCACGUUUCGACAACAAAACCGACUCGGUGUACGACAAUUUGGAAGGCGCCGAUCGUACGCCACUGCCUCGAUGGUCACGCCCCUUAUCCUGUCCCGAUGAAGCGGUCAUGUCGUCGAACCGUAGGGAUAGUAGCGUGGGCGGCGGGCAGAAGCCCGGACCCGCCCCGCAGCAGGACACACCGACGCGGCGCAGUGGCGGCGCCACCAGCGGCUCGGAGGGUCCGAGGCCCACCCGCGCGUCGAAGUUAAGAGCGCAGGUGGCCCUGGGCCACUACCAGGGGGCGGGGCAGCAGAAAACGGAGAAAGGUCCCCCGUCGGAGAGCAGGACGUCCCCCGCCAGUCCCCGCAACAAGGCGGACAAGGACAAGAGCCACAAGCGCAAAUCUAAUCUCAAUCGGUCGCUCACGUCCGAGGAAGUCCCACAAGUUUGCUACCAUCUCCCGUUUCCGACAGUCACCGCGUCAUUUCCAGACGAUGCCAAGUCUCUCCGUCGCCGCGCCAGGCGUUUCUUCCCGCCCGAAGUCCUGGACCGGCGCGAUCCUACCGACUGCGCCGAAAAAGCGCGCGCCGCUACGUCCGCUGCCUCGUCGUCGUCGUCGUCGUCGCCGCAGAAAUCGUCCGCCAAACGUAGCGAAUUGUCCGCUCACAUGGAGAACGCUAGGAGGGUGGUCGCCAACGCCGCCUCCGACAGGUACCGUCCGUUUUCGAAACGCCCGGUGCCGAGGGGCGACAAGGAGAAUCGCGGCGACGCGACCAUCUCCAAGUCGGACAACGAGACCAACCGGGACAUCGCCCGGCGUAUGGAGGAGCUGACCGCCUUCACCAGGGAGACGUUGGCGAGGGUGGAGAGACUCGCCAACCGCAACAAAACCGCCCCCGGUCCGUCGUCGAUACUGAAGAAGAAAGCGAAACAGGAGAAACAGGUGGUGGUCGCCACGGAGGCGACGUCCUCGGUCCCCGUAUCCAUACUCAAACGCAAGGUCGUCCAAGAAGACAAAACCGGCGAGCCGGCGACGUCCACUCCUCCGGUGACGUUCUCUCCCAGCGUCGUCGAACCGGCGACCACGAAUCGGAAACAGGGGAUCCUGAAGAAGCGUCGCAGCCUGGACGAGUCGACGGUCACGCGUCACCGCAGCUGCAGCCCCGACAUCGUCAACCAGGCGAAGAGCUCCGCGGACUCGAAAUCGAUACUGAAGAACCAGCGCAGGUCUUCGCUGGAGGAGUUGAGGAGGACGAGGUCGCCCGAAACUCACCUCCACGGCAUCCUCAAGCGGAAAACGUCCAGGCACGAGGACGAGGACCAUUCGUUGAACUCUCCGGCUAGCAUAUUGAAGAGGAGAUCGGGCGCGAGUAGCGCCGGUAGUACGGGGAGCACGCCCCACGUCUCGAUAACGACGGCGGUGAUUCUGGCGGCCGCGGAAGGCGCCGAGAUGGUACUGCAGCAAGCGCCUUCGGCAAUGCGGCCGAUACUGAAGAAGAAGAGUUCGUCGGACGAGUACGCGGGCGGCGUCGAGACGCCGACGGACGCGACGGCGCCGCGGCCGAUCCUCAAGAAGAAGUCGAGCAGCGAGACGGACGACGCGACCACCGAGGACAAGCCCAGGCCUAUCCUGAAACAAGAGAGGUCCGACGGUGGGGAAACGAGGCCGAUACUGAAGACGUCGCUGAGGUCGGAGUCGCCUCGUCCGAGACUGUCGUUUUGCGGGGAGGCGUCGUCGAGCGUCGACGAGGCGAGACGCGCGAGAACGUCGAGACGCUCGCACACCAUCUGCUCCGAUUAUAACGUCGCAUCGAACGCCAUGGGUAGGGAGAAGGACGAGGACAGGACGUUGACGCAGGCGAGGCCGCUGUCCGUCCUCGAGCUGGUGCGCUCGUUCGAGAAGACCAUUAGCGCACCGAGGCGAUCGACUCCCUCCAAGAGGACCGGCGACCGGUACAAGACCCAGCCCAUCACGUCGGACGAGUUGGAGCGAAGUUUGAACCUGGUGAACCUCGUCGGCGGCAGUCCUAGGCGCGAGAACGUCCACGAAGGAGGCUCGUCCUACCACCCGCACCGCAGCAGCGCCCUCUCGACCAGCUCCCGUUCACUAGACGACAGUUCGCACCCCCUCGUGCCAGACUUUUCGUCGUCGCUCCGCGAAGAUGGCGGCGGCCUGACGCGUUUCCUGUCGUCGUCGUCGUCGUUCCAAGCGGACGAGAGCCCGACCCACCACAAGACUUCCUCCGACUCUGCCUUCCAAUCGCUUGGAGACGGUUUGGAGUUGGAACGGGAGGAGGCGACGGAGGAGGGCGAGAUGUUACGGCCCGACCAGAUGAAGGCGAUCGCCGAGGAGGCGAAACGUAAGCGGCAAGAUUUCGGCGAGAGGCGCGGCAUCCUCAAACCGGAGUCGACGUCGUCGUUGCCGAGACGGAGUCGGUCGUUCGCCGCCCCCGGGUCGAAGAAACGCGAGUCAGCGUUCGUCGACUUCGCCGUGGAGGCGGCAGCGGCGGAGAAAGACGACGAGGGCAUCUCGUGCAACUUUUCGGGCUCCGAUUCCGAAACGUCGGAGGCGAAGGCGAAGCCCGCCACCUCCUCCCGGAGGAUCUACGGAGGCGACGACACCGCGUCCGAGGGCGAGUCCUCGGGGGGCCGCGAGGUGCGCAAGAUAUUCGGCGGCAACGACCUCGGUUUCAGGCGGAAGCUAGAGGGCGCCCUAUCGACUAGCCGGAGCCACGCGAGCUUCCACGUGGCCGGAGGAGGCGGCGCGAGGUGGGAUGCUCCGUCGUCCGCCGAGCACCGCGAAACCAGCACCGGGAAGCCGUCGUCGGCGUCUUCAGGUUUGCGACGCUCUCACACGCACACGGCGGGCGCGAUGCCGCGCUCUAUCGCCGACCUCAAGGCCAAGCUCCAGGAGCGGGGCGAAAGGGACUGGAUGAAACGCGUGCAGGUCAACAACAACAGCUGCGACGAGCUGAAGCUGCUCAAAGAAAAGAACCGCUACAACGACGAAUUGUCGGAGAAGUCGGUCCUGGCCGCUCGAAAAGACGAGCUCGACGCGGCGUCGCGCCAAUGGAAGACGCGCGUCGAAAAGAGCGACGCCGAAAAGUUCUCGGUGGCCGGGAAAAUGGGCGUCAAGGUCGACAAGGAGUCGGAGGCGGCGCCGCCCACCAUAAACAUACCGGCAACGGACAACAAGAAGAGGACGCCGCAGGCGAAAAGGUACAAGGGCAAGGACGAUCCCUCGUCGACCCCGUCGUCGCCGGAAAAGAACAAACUGUUCGACUUGACCCGCAGCAAGUCGGCUCUUUAUCCCGCCGUGUUCGCCCAAGAGAAAACGGACGCGGAUACCACGUCCAAGAUAUCCAGUCGUGUGGUAUCUGUGACGAAGCCGGACGACGAGACUUUCCGCACCUUCUUCGAGAGCGUCGAGUUGAAAACUUGGGGCGACGCUUCCCUGAACGUAGACCCCGCCGAUUUCGACGCCGUGGAGCGACACUCGCUAUUGGUGGCCAAGAAAAACGUGCGGGUGCAGCGCAGGCGGGGCGCCACCAGGAACCCGAUCAAGGCGCUGGCAUCGCGCAGCGACAUCGCCGAUGAGUACACCGAGGUUAUCACCGGGGUUGCCGAAAGAGAGAAGAAAAGACUGAACAUUGAGAAACUCGCCUUAAAUUCUAACAAGGCGGUGGAAGCGCUCGCCGGCCUCGCCAGCAACGAGGACUUCAAAGCGGUCGCGUUGAAAAAGGGCUCCGGCCCGACGACCCUGCUUCCGUGGAAGAGCCCGAUGCUGUUCCAGAUCAAAGGUCGGCGGCACGUGCAGACGCGACUCGUCGAGCCGGCGCCCGGCAGCGUCAACGAGGGCGACUGCUUCGUACUGGUGACUCCCGGCGCCCUCUACAGCUACGUCGGCGCCUACUCGAACGUCAUCGAACAGGCGCGCGCAUCUGACGUCGCCGCCCACAUCCAGAAAACCGGCGACAUGGGCUGCAACGUCGCGAAAAUCGUCGCGGUGUCCAACAAGUCGCCCGGGCGGCACCUGGAGGCUUUCUGGAGGGCGCUGGGCAGCGAUACGGUGCCGGAGACCGUAGGCGCCGGACAUCCGGACGAGGACGAGACGUACGAGACGAACAUUUUGAACACCAACAUGAUUUACCGGCUCGAGGGCGACGAGCUGGCGCCCUACGAUCGUUACUGGGGCGCCGUGCCCAAAAUUCAGAUGCUGAAAGAGCAGGAGGUGAUCGUAUUCGAUUUCGGCUCGGAGAUGUACGUGUGGAGCGGCAAGAACGCCCCGCUCGAGAAGAAGAGGCUCGCGUUGAAGCUGGCGCGCGACAUGUGGGACGAAGGCUACAAUUACGUCGACUGCGACGUGUGCCCUUUGAACGUCGCGUCCGUCCUUGGCGACAGGAAACCCGCCGGCGAGCCCGCGCAGAAAGCCUCCAAGCGUCCGGACUGGGCGCUGUUCUGCAGGAUAACGCAGCACCGCGAGACCAUCCUUUUCACCGAGAAGUUCCUCGAUUGGCCGCACUUUUCGCGCGUCAUUCGCGCUCGAGGCGCAGACGGCGGCAACAAAUCCCGCACGCCGUCCAUCGAAAUAAAACCGUGCAACGUCGACGAGAUGGCGAAGGUCAAAGACUCGGAACCGGACCUGGUGGUCGGCGACGUCCACCUAGGUCGCGGCCACUCCUACUUCGACGACGAGACGAGACGUUUGUUCAGCUACGAAACGCUCGAGAUCGUCGCGUGGCGCAUCAUGGAGAACACGCACGAGCGUCUGGACGCCAACUCGGUCGGUCAGUUUUACGACGGCGACAGUUACAUCUACAGUUGGAAGUUCAGGCAGACGGUCAAGGGGCGGGAACUGAACGGCAAACCGUCGAAACACGCGCCCGUCGGCAAGGACAGGUGCAUUUUCUUCUGUUGGCACGGCGCCAAGUCGUCGGUGAACGAAAAGUGCCUGGCCGCCUUCCUCACGGUCGAGCUGGACAAGCAGAACGCCCCCCAGGUGCGGGUCACGCAGGGGGCGGAGCCGGCCGCUUUUCUGAGAUUGUUCGGCGGCGCGAUGGUCAUCCACCUCGGCAAGAGGAACGAGGCGGGGCGCGGGAGGCGGCCGCGAUUGUUUUUAGUCCGCGGCGAGAUGGAGGACGAGAUUUACCUGAUGGAGGUGCCGGCGGAAACGGACAGUCUGCGCAGCAGGACGUCCUUCGCGCUCUUCGACCUCGAACACGCGACGGUGACGGUGUGGCACGGCGCCAAGGCGAGCGAACAGAAACGGAGGGUGGCGAUGGAGGCGGUACGCAAAAUCGUCGACGCCAAACCGUCGGAGUUGUUUCCCGAAGAGUUCCUAGCGGAGGUCGCGGUCACCGAGACCGAGGAGAGUGGCGAGGGUGGGGAUUUCCUGGACCGCGUUCCCGGAGGGCGCGAACGCUAUCUGUCUCUCGCGAACAGCGACGACUCCUACGACCACACGCCGCGAUUGUUCAAAAUGUCGAGCACGACCGGCAGCUUCGUCGCCACCGAGGUGUUGUGCCCGCACCGGAGUCGACACGUCAGUCCGUACCCGUUCGUGCAAUCCGACCUGUACUCCGCCAGUCAGCCGGUGUUGUUCCUGUUCGACAACGGCCACGAGCUCUGGCUGUGGCAAGGUUGGUGGCCCGAGACGGAAGAGGAGGCGGACCUCGCCGCCGAUCAAACGGGUUCGGGUCGGGUGAGGUGGCAGGCGGAGCGCCGAGCCGCCAUGCAAACCGCCGUCGCUUACUGGAAGAAAACGCGCGACGACGAUCGUCCGGUGGUCGCGUACCUCGUGUGGGCGGGGCUCGAGCCGACCGACUUCCGGAACCUGUUUCCCGCGUGGGAGGAGCGAUGCGACGCCGCGGAGGCGAACACUAGAGACGGACGUACGUUCGGGGAGAAGCCCCGCCUCGAGAGCGUUCUGGCGAGACUCUCGAGGACGACUUACCCGCUAGUCGACAUUCUGCGCAGACCGCUCCCCGAAGGAGUCGAUCCCACGCAGCUCGAGGUCUACUUAUCCAACGCGGACUUCGAGGAGUUGCUGUCGAUGUCGCGCGAGGAGUUCCGCGACCUGCCGCCCUGGAAGCGAACCGCCUUGAAGAAGGAGAAGGGUCUGUUUUGACCGGCCACGCCCCCUUUUUGUUUUUAAUCACAUAUCGCCGUCACGAACGAAUAUUUUUUAUAGCAGCGUAUUUGCUGCGAUAGUACCGCGAAACUGCCAUUUUACAGUAGAAACGUACUUAAAAGUCUUGCCCCCCUUCCUUACUUACGGCCGAUCGGCUCAGUCCACGCGAGCCCUUAUCCCCCCCUUUCCCGAGAGCCCGUUCUCGCUUUUAGUUUGUGAUUUUGAAAGUGUCAUUAACUGUGAUUAGGAUAUUCGAUGUGUAUUUGUAACAUAUUUUAUUUGUAAAUAUAAUAUCGUACGAGGUGCCUUGCCCCCACUCCCCGCCAUAUGCAAUUUAAUAAUGUUCUCCGCCCCUCCGCGCUCCUCGCUCCCACCGAAAUUCCGCUUUUGUACUAAAUUUUAGGGUCAAACGUCGAUUGUAUAAUAAUUACGUGUGUAACAGUGUUUCUUUUUUUGUAUAUUUUUUUCUCAUUUCUCUAAUAAAUAUUUUCGAUAUUACUCCUC